AUGCCAGGCAGACUCAAGAUUCAGCGUCCAUCCCCGACGACUGUCUCCUUCACAGUAUCUAAUGCGCCGCAACGAUCCAGUUCUCCAGCUAAGAUCUUAUUCGGUCUCCAAAUCCUGCUACGCGCGAUCUUAUUCCUCUGCGUGAUCGUUGUCGGAGUCACACUCCUCCGGCAUAUUGUUUUUAAUGGAGACAGCGGAGCGAUCAGUUGGUCGCUUGUUUGGUCCAGCGCACUCGGAUCCAAGCUGUGUCGCUUGGUGGAUUCAUACAACCCGUUGGCCAUUGCCAUAGUCAGUGCCUUGGUUGUAUACGGUGUGUUCAGAAGAGGCUAUACAGGUUUGGCAGAGGAAUCGCUUUUAGUCAUUCGAGGAUUCGGCAUCCAGACCUCGACGUCGUCAGCCACCUAUCUAUCGACAGCCGCGACGAGGUUUAUCCCUACUACCCAGAUUCAAGAUAUUGUCAUACAUGAAGCCUUCAAGGGCUUUGAGGUCCGCUUUUAUCUGGCAGUAAUUGUCGAAGGUGAACCCGAUGCCGUUGUGGUCUUUCCGCAUACGCUGCCCAAACGAGAAAUCCUAGAGCAGGUUUGGAGGGGCUCGAGACGGUGCCUCUACGAUGCUAAGUCGUGA
Penicillium brevicompactum is the source of this 624-nucleotide messenger RNA. RefSeq names its product PIG-H family GPI synthesis protein. The record is from RefSeq and is a predicted model, not a curated record. The transcript is spliced from 3 exons. Gene Ontology annotation, biological process: GPI anchor biosynthetic process. Bases 1 to 624 code for a protein of 207 amino acids. Gene Ontology annotation, cellular component: glycosylphosphatidylinositol-N-acetylglucosaminyltransferase (GPI-GnT) complex. Lineage: Eukaryota; Fungi; Ascomycota; Eurotiomycetes; Eurotiales; Aspergillaceae.